GAUCCAGGUCAAGAUCAAAAUCAAGACCAUGAGUUCCACGGAAGAAGAUCAAUACUAUGAGUUCCACGGAAUAAGAUCAAUGCUACGAGUUCCACGAAAAAGAGUCAAAAAUCCAACUCGAUUAAGAACGAUUAUGAACAGAUAUAUGUAUUUGUAAUCCUAGUAUGUAUGACCAUUGUCCAAGACUAAAAAAUAAUCGAUUUAUAUUUUCAGAUUGUAGGUUAAAAAGGCCGGCAAAUCUUGAUAAAAGGAUGAAUUCCGACGAGAAGUCUUCAAUGAAGGAGUUGGAGGGAUGGAUUGAACAGCUGAUGGAGUGUAAACAACUCUCAGAGAACCAGGUUAAGGUUCUCUGUGAGAAGGCAAAGGAGAUUCUAUCCAAGGAAAGCAACGUUCAGGCGGUGAAGUGCCCUGUAACCGUGUGCGGAGAUGUGCACGGGCAGUUCCACGACCUGAUGGAGUUGUUCAAGAUUGGCGGAAAGUCCCCGGACACCAACUACCUCUUCAUGGGGGAUUACGUGGACCGUGGAUACUACAGUGUAGAGACUGUGUCUCUUCUAGUAUCUCUUAAGGUUCGCUACAGCAGCAGAAUCACCAUUCUUCGUGGCAAUCAUGAGUCCAGACAGAUCACUCAGGUAUAUGGAUUCUACGACGAAUGCUUGAGAAAGUACGGGAAUGCAAACGUGUGGAAGUAUUUCACAGAUUUGUUUGAUUAUCUCCCUCUGACCGCCCUUGUAGACAGCCAGAUCUUCUGUCUGCACGGAGGAUUAAGUCCCAGUAUUGAUACUUUGGAUCAUAUCAGAGCCUUAGAUAGACUGCAAGAAGUACCCCACGAGGGUCCAAUGUGUGAUCUACUAUGGUCCGACCCAGAUGACAGAGGAGGUUGGGGAAUUUCCCCUCGUGGAGCUGGAUAUACGUUUGGACAGGAUAUCUCCGAAACCUUCAACCAUUCAAACGGUCUUACACUUGUAUCCAGAGCCCAUCAGCUUGUUAUGGAAGGGUAUAACUGGUCACAUGAGAGAAAUGUUGUCACUAUUUUCUCGGCUCCAAACUACUGCUAUAGAUGCGGAAAUCAGGCUGCUAUAAUGGAGCUGGAUGAUACACUCAAGUACUCCUUCCUUCAGUUUGAUCCUGCUCCCAGGCGUGGAGAACCUCAUGUUACCAGACAAACACCAGACUAUUUCCUCUAAACACCAGACUACUUCCUCUAAACACCAAACUACUUCUUCUAAACACCAGACUACUUCUUCUAGAAACCAAACUACUUCCUCUAAACACCAGACUACUUCCUCUAAACACCAGACACUUUCCUUUAGAUACCAAACUACUUCCUCUAAACACCAGACUACUUCCUCUAGAUACCAGACCACUUCUUCUAAACUCCAAACUACUUCCUCUAAACACCAGACUAGUUCCUUUAAAUCUUAAGAUAUCAGACUACUUUCUUUAAGCAUCAGACUACUAAACCUUUAAACAACAGUCAAACACAAUACUAAUUCCUUUUAACAAUAGAAAAGCAUCAACAUAUUUCCUAAAAACACCAGUUAAACACUAGACAAAUUCCACUAAAAAGACUUAAGAUACGUUAAACAUCAGAAAAAAAACUGCAAAAAAUUUCUCCUCAUCCAUCCUUUUUUAUCCAAAGCCUAUUCUUUUCAUUCAAUAUCCAAACUUUAUA
This is a messenger RNA of Eurytemora carolleeae, 1675 nucleotides long. RefSeq names its product serine/threonine-protein phosphatase 2A catalytic subunit beta isoform. The record is from RefSeq and is a predicted model, not a curated record. Lineage: Eukaryota; Metazoa; Arthropoda; Copepoda; Calanoida; Temoridae. The transcript is spliced from 11 exons. The coding region runs from base 165 to 1187 and encodes 340 amino acids. Gene Ontology annotation, molecular function: protein serine/threonine phosphatase activity. Gene Ontology annotation, cellular component: cytosol. Gene Ontology annotation, biological process: mitotic cell cycle; peptidyl-serine dephosphorylation.